Cyclocybe aegerita is the source of this 2373-nucleotide messenger RNA. Lineage: Eukaryota; Fungi; Basidiomycota; Agaricomycetes; Agaricales; Hemipholiotaceae. The record is from the annotation of a GenBank genome assembly.
GAUGCUCAACCUAGCCCACAGAACCGCGCAGGCUCUUGGCGCCCUGAGAAGGGUAGCCAGGGGCAUGGCUACGGCCGCUCCUCGCAUCGGCGACACGAAGGUCCCAAUGUCUCUCCUCGAAAAGGGCGCAUACAUCAACUAUCAGCGCAUCGAGGACAACCUCGUCAUUGUCCGGGACAGACUCCAACGCCCUUUGACUCUCUCCGAGAAAAUCCUCUACGGCCAUCUUGACGACCCUGUUAACCAGGACAUCGUUCGUGGCACCAGCUACCUCAAGCUGCGUCCAGAGCGCGUAGCCUGCCAGGAUGCUACUGCCCAGAUGGCUCUUCUCCAAUUUAUGUCUGCUGGAAUGGACACCGCUGCGGUACCAACCACUGUUCACUGCGACCACUUGAUUGAGGCCCAGGUCGGCGGUGUCAAGGAUCUUCAACGCGCUAUCGACAUCAACAAGGAGGUGUACGACUUUCUGGCUACCGCCACCGCCAAGUAUGGUCUCGGCUUCUGGAAACCCGGCUCAGGUAUCAUCCACCAAAUCAUCCUCGAGAACUACGCUUUCCCCGGUGGUUUGAUGAUCGGCACGGACUCACACACCCCCAACGCCGGUGGUCUCGGGAUGAUUGCUUGUGGUGUUGGCGGUGCGGACGCUGUCGACGUCAUGGCAGACAUUCCUUGGGAACUCAAAUGCCCCAAGGUUAUCGGUGUCAACCUCACAGGCAAGAUUGGUGGCUGGACAACGCCAAAAGACGUCAUCCUCAAGGUUGCUGGCAUUCUUACUGUGAAGGGCGGAACAGGCGCUAUUGUCGAGUACAAGGGCCCUGGUCUUGACUCGCUCAGCUGCACGGGCAUGGCCACGAUCUGCAACAUGGGUGCUGAAAUCGGCGCUACAACGUCCCUCUUCCCCUUCAAUAGUCGCAUGGCUGACUACCUGAAUGCAACCAAACGUCCGGAGAUCGCCAACUACGCUCAGCAAUUCUCGCAUAAUCUCAAGGCAGACGAAGGCGCCGAAUACGACCAGGUCAUCGAUAUGAACCUCUCCGAACUCGAGCCUCACAUCAACGGCCCAUUCACUCCGGAUCUCGCAACUCCCAUCUCCAAGCUCGCCGAAGAAUCCAAGAAGAAUGGAUGGCCCGACGAAAUCAAGGUUGGACUCAUCGGCUCGUGCACCAACUCGUCAUACGAAGACAUGUCUCGGUCUGCAUCGCUCGUCAAGGAGGCCACCGAAGCUGGUUUGGAGCUGAAGUCGAAGUUCACUAUCACCCCCGGGUCAGAGCAAGUACGUGCCACCAUCGCUAGGGACGGACAGAUCGAACUCUUCGAGAACGCCGGUGGAAUCGUUUUGGCCAACGCGUGUGGGCCGUGUAUCGGACAGUGGGAUCGUCGAGAUGUGAAGAAGGGCGAGCCUAACACCGUUGUUACGUCUUACAACCGCAACUUCACUGGCCGUAACGACGCCAACCCCGCCACCCACGCCUUCGUCGCCUCUCCUGAUCUCGUCACUGCUCUCCUCUUUGCCGGCUCGCUCUCUUUCAACCCUCUUACCGACUCUCUCCCAACACCCUCCGGCAAGCCGUUCAAAUUCUCUGCUCCAUCAGGCUUUGAGCUUCCUCCUCGCGGUUACGACCCAGGAGAGAACACUUUCCAGCCCCCUCCUGCGGACCGUGCCUCUGUCCAGGUCGCCGUUGACCCUAAGAGCGACCGUCUGCAGCUGUUGAAGCCUUUCGAGAAGUGGGACGGCAAGAAGCCUGAGAAUCUUCCGGUGUUGAUCAAGGUGAAGGGCAAGUGCACAACGGAUCACAUCUCGGCGGGUGGACCAUGGCUGAAGUACAGAGGUCAUCUUGAGAACAUCUCCGAAAAUUGCCUCAUUGGUGCCAUCAACUCGGAGAACGGCGAAGCUAACAAGGUCCAAAACCAACUUGAUGGCUCAUGGGGUGGCGUACCGCAAGUUGGCGCUGCUUACCGCGACGCAGGCAUCAAGUGGGUCGUCAUCGGAGAUCACAACUACGGUGAGGGAUCUUCCCGCGAACACGCGGCUUUGGAACCUCGCUUCCUUGGUGGUCUCGCCAUCAUCGUCCGCUCGUUCGCCCGUAUCCACGAGACCAACUUGAAGAAGCAAGGCAUGCUCGCUCUGACUUUCGUCAACCCUGACGACUACGACAAGCUGCAAGGCACAGACCGAGUAACCAUUGAAGGACUGGAGACCUUCUCACCUGGCAAGAACCUUUUCCUGUUGGCUAAGCACAAGGAUGGCAGCGAGGACAGGAUCGAGCUUGCGCACUCGUUUAAUGAGGGCCAGAUCGAGUGGUUCAAGGCUGGCAGUGCAUUGAAUUUGAUGGCCGCUAAGGCGAAGGAGAGGGCUGCUGCCGCCAGCGCUUA